This is a messenger RNA of Hevea brasiliensis (rubber tree), 3544 nucleotides long. RefSeq names its product kinesin-like protein KIN-5B. Bases 193 to 3333 code for a protein of 1046 amino acids. Gene Ontology annotation, biological process: microtubule-based movement. The record is from RefSeq and is a predicted model, not a curated record. Gene Ontology annotation, molecular function: microtubule binding; ATP binding; plus-end-directed microtubule motor activity. NCBI's taxonomy places the organism in Eukaryota, Viridiplantae, Streptophyta, Magnoliopsida, Malpighiales, Euphorbiaceae. The transcript is spliced from 24 exons.
CGGCACUACAACGUUCACUUACCAAAAGCACCCAACAAAAAGCUCUUUCCAAUCUCUCUUUCUCCAGAUUCAACCGAUCCAUCAAGGCUUUCAAGAAAAAAGGCCUCACAAAAGAGUCCAUUUUCUUCUCAGCUUCCAACCGAGUCACUGUUUAAAGCUUGAAGAGUCUUUGAUUUUAAUCUUAGGAAGAAAAUGAUGUCUCUAACUCCAGAUCAGUUUAGAAAAGUAGGGUUGGGAGUGACGCCAUCUCCAUCUCCGUUCCUGACACCUCGCCCAGAGAGGCGCCGCCCAGAAUCGAGAGGUUCCGAUUGGAACAAUAACCGUCAUGACAGAGACAAAGAGGUUAAUGUUCAAGUUCUGCUCCGAUGCAGGCCACUCAGUGAUGAAGAGCAAAGGACGAACAUUCCAAAAGUGAUAUCAUGUAAUGAACAUAAGAAAGAAGUCACUGUUUUGCAAAGUGUAGCUAACAAACAAGUAGAUAGAGUUUUCACCUUUGAUAAGGUUUUUGGGCCAAAAGCACAACAGAGAUCAAUCUAUGAUCAAGCCAUUGCACCUAUCGUUAAUGAAGUUCUUGAGGGUUUUAACUGCACAGUCUUUGCAUAUGGGCAGACAGGUACUGGAAAAACCUAUACAAUGGAAGGUGGAAUGAGAAACAAGGGUGGGGAUUUGCCUGCUGAGGCUGGUGUUAUUCCACGAGCAGUUCGCCAAAUUUUUGAUACACUAGAGGCCCAAAAUGCUGACUACAGCAUGAAAGUGACUUUUUUGGAACUUUACAAUGAAGAAAUAACUGAUUUACUAGCUCCGGAAGACACUUUGAGGUGUACAGACGAUAGGCAAAAGAAACCCAUUUCUUUGAUGGAGGAUGGGAAGGGUUGUGUGGUUGUUAGAGGCCUUGAAGAAGAAGCUGUGUACAGUGCGAAUGAAAUUUAUACUUUGUUAGAACGAGGAGCAGCCAAAAGGCGUACAGCAGAUACUUUGUUAAACAAGCGGAGCAGUCGCUCUCAUUCUGUCUUUUCCAUUACUGUCCAUGUAAAAGAGGCCUCCGUUGGCGAUGAGGAACUAAUUAAAUGCGGCAAGCUUAACCUUGUUGAUUUGGCAGGAUCAGAGAAUAUAUCUCGUUCAGGUGCAAGAGAGGGACGUGCAAGAGAAGCCGGGGAAAUUAACAAGAGCCUUCUAACUCUGGGCCGUGUUAUAAAUGCACUUGUGGAACGUUCAGCCCAUAUACCUUACAGGGAUAGUAAGUUGACAAGGCUAUUAAGAGACUCCUUGGGAGGAAAGACAAAAACUUGCAUCAUCGCUACAAUUUCUCCUUCCGCUCAUUCUCUGGAAGAAACAUUAAGCACACUAGAUUAUGCCUACCGUGCUAAAAACAUCAAAAACAAACCAGAGGCAAACCAAAAAAUGUCUAAGGCUGUAUUGCUCAAGGAUCUAUACAUAGAAAUUGAGAGAAUGAAAGAAGAUGUUCGAGCAGCAAGGGAAAAAAAUGGAGUUUACGUUCCACAUGACAGGUUUGUCCAGGAUGAAGCUGAAAAGAAGGCAAGGAUUGAGAAGAUAGAGCAGUUGGAGAAUGAUCUCAACCUUACUGAGAACCAAGUUGAUAGGUUCCGUGAGCUCUAUCUCACUGAACAGGAGCAGAAACUUGAUAUAGAAAGUGAGCUAAGGGAUUGUAAGUUGAAUCUAGAGAAAAAUAGUAAGGAACUGGUUGAUCUUCAAGAGAAUCAUAAGGUAGCGAUCUCAACACUGAAGAAAAAGGAGUUCCUUAUCUCCAGGUUGUUGUUAUCAGAAAAUUCUUUAAUUGCACGGGCAAAGGAGUUGCGUGGUGAUUUGCAAACUGCAUCAGAGGACAUAAGUUCAUUGUUUGCAAAAUUAGAUCAGAAAGACAAAAUGGAAGCAGAAAAUCAAAGACUAAUUUUGCUAUUUGGUUCUCAUCUCGACCAGAGUUUAAAAGACCUGCACAAGACUAUCCUUGGUUCAGUCUCUCAACAACAACAACGAAUAAGAUGCAUGGAAGAACAUGCCCGAUCAUUUCUUGCUAGUAAAUGUGAUGCAACAGAAAUCUUAGAAUCACGGAUUAACAAAAUGAGAGAGACAUACACUUCAGGGGUAGCAGCAUUGAAGGAACUGGCCAGCACAAUGCAAAGAAAAUCUUCCUCUGACCUAGAGCAUAUAAAUGUUACAAUCUCGUCUCAAACGAUGGCUGUUGAGCAUUUUCUUGCUAUUGCCUUAUUGGAGGCAAAGGAAGUUAUUGACCAUAUCCAGAAUUUACUUGAUGAGCAGAAACAGCUGGUAGCUGUAUCCGCUCGACAACAGGAGGAGGGCCUAAAACGAAGUUUGGCUUCAUCCCAAGUAAUUUCAAAGGCAACAGUUGACUUUUUCAAUGACCUCAGUUGUCAUGCAUCCAAGGUCAUGACAGCUCUUCAGGAAAGCCAAGUCAAAAAAAUCCACCAGUUAGCAGAUUUUGAGAAGAUGUUUAAAGAAGAGGCUGCCAGAGAGGAAAAACAAGCAUUUGAAAAUAUUGCAGAAAUCUUAGCAGCAUUGACAUCAAGAAAAACAGCUAUGGUCUCGGAGAUAUCAAGGAACAUUCAGGACUUGACCAUACAAGAGGCUAAGAGAUUUCAGCAAGCAAUGUACAGCAUGCAGCAGGUUUCCUCUGAUGCUAAGGAGGAAAUAAGUAGAUAUGCAGAAAAAGCGCAAAUGCAUUUCAUUGAAGAUACAUUUUCAGUGGCUGAAUCAAGGGUGGCUAUGGAAAAUGUCCACCAGGAAUGCUCAAAGAGGGUUGACUACUCCUGGAAGCAAUGGGGGAAUACCCAAUCAUACAUUAAUAAUUUCAGUAAGAGCAGUGUAGUGGAGAUAGAGUCUGCUGUGAAGGAAAAUAUCAGCGAAAAUCAUGUUGCACAUGAAGAAUUCCUGUCUGCAUCAUCUGCCAUGGAUGUAGAUUUUGAUUCUAGAACUUGUGAUGUGUUGUCCGCUGUUGAUGAUUCACUGAUCCGAGACCAAGAAAGUAAGAAAGAAAUGGAAUCCAUCACCACACUCUGCCUGGAUCAGCUCAAGUCAAUACAAGAGAAACAUGGUCAAAGCAUAGCAUAUGUCAGAAGUGAAGCAGAAAAGUACCUUACAAAAGAUUAUCUGGUUGAUCAACAUUCUGGCGCAACACCUAGAAGGCGAGAUAUACCAGUGCCCAGCUUGGCGUCCAUUGAGGAGAUGAGAACACCUGCUUUAGAAAAUCUAAAAGAAGAGAAGAAUAUAGAGAACGGCUCAAAAUGGGGCCAUAAUGAGAUCAAGGUCUCUCUGCAAGCACAACCUAAUAGAGCUCCUUUUGCUGAUGUUAACUGAAAAGAAUUAUGGAAGUCAGGUUUUACAUGCAAGUAAGGUUUUGCUCAUCAACUGAUGAGUGCACAAACCCAUUGUAAGAAUUUUAGGAUUUUAUUUAAAAUGGUAAAGUCUGAGAUGAUGUCAUUUGCUCAUCCAGAAUUCUGUGUUAGGUUUAAUGUGUCAGACAUUAUUAUAUAUCUAUAAGCAAGUCCACCAUUCCAAUUUUUACCAA